AUGACUCAUUACAGCAAUAUAGCUGGACUAGCUUUUGGGGGUAGAGACGCUACAGGGAAGAUAGUGAUGGCAGAGCAUGGAGACGCAAGGUGUCCUCAAUUUUGCAGGCUGAAGCGAUGGCUUGUAGGAAAGGCAAUUAAGGAAGCUGUCAACAUAGAACUAACAGAUGUCAUGGUGGAAACAGAUGCAAUGUUGGUAGCUGAAUCAUUGAGAAAAGAUAAUGAAACUGUGCCUGGGAAAUUAUCUGUUGACUUGGGUAUGAAGCUUUUAAGAACAAUUGAUAGACCUGAGCACAAAGUGAAAUGUUCUUUCUCUGAUGAUUUGAUGCGUAUAUUAAGUAGUAGCUAUGAAGAUGAAUACAAGACAAUUGUUAUGGAAUUGACGUUCAAUUAUGGUGUGACUAAAUACACCAAGGAAAAAAUGCGUAUGCGCAGUGCUAAGGUUGUCAAUUUUGUAACACAAGAGCUUGGUGGCAAGAUAACUUAUCAACCUAGGCCAAUUCCUAGACUCAACACCAAAAUCACCUCUUUUUUAGAUCUAGAUGGCUAG
Dovyalis caffra is the source of this 549-nucleotide messenger RNA. Lineage: Eukaryota; Viridiplantae; Streptophyta; Magnoliopsida; Malpighiales; Salicaceae. The record is from the annotation of a GenBank genome assembly.